Molecule: messenger RNA, 1107 nt
Organism: Zasmidium cellare ATCC 36951
Lineage: Eukaryota; Fungi; Ascomycota; Dothideomycetes; Mycosphaerellales; Mycosphaerellaceae
Exons: 4
Coding region: 1-1107 (368 amino acids)
Biological process (GO): transmembrane transport
Cellular component (GO): plasma membrane
Molecular function (GO): water channel activity
Source: RefSeq, a predicted model, not a curated record
AUGAACAUCAACAAGCCCACCAUCAGAGGCGUAAAUCUGCCCGGACUUCAUAGACAGAAGUCCGACAAGAAUGAGCUUCGAGUGCCCUUCCUCGGCUUCAUCCCCAACAAGCCUCGCAACCAUCUCGUUGCUAUGAUCGGCGAGUUCAUCGGGACGUUCCUCUUCCUGUUCUUCGCCUUUUCUGCUACGCAAGUCGCCAAUGCAGCAGCAGCCGGAGCAGGUACAAGCGGUGGCUCGUUGACUCAGGUGCCCAAUACCAGCGUUUUGCUGUACAUCAGUCUUGCAUUCGGCUUCAGCUUGGCGGUCAAUGCCUGGGUCUUCUUCCGGAUCAGCGGAGGCCUUUUCAACCCAGCAGUCACACUAGGCAUGGCACUCAUUGGAGCCGUUACCUGGCCUCGUGCGGCUUUGGUCUUUGUCUCCCAGAUCCUCGGUAGCAUGGCGGCGUCUGGAGUUGUAUCAGCACUGUUCCCAGGUCCAAUGGCAGUUUCCACCACCUUGAGCAGCGGCACCAGCGUCACUCGCGGUCUCUUCAUCGAGAUGUUUCUCACGGCUCAGCUCGUCUUCACCAUCUUCAUGCUGGCCGCAGAAAAGCACAAAGGGACUUUCAUCGCGCCCAUCGGCAUUGGUCUCUCUCUCUUCAUCGCUGAGCUGUCUGGCGUCUUCUUCACCGGCGGCUCCCUCAACCCAGCACGAUCCUUCGGCCCUUGCGUCGUCCUCCACAGCUUCCCCGGCUAUCACUGGAUCUACUGGCUCGGUCCCGCCCUCGGCGCCCUCAUCGCGGUAGGAUUCUACCGCCUGGUCAAAUCGCUCGAAUACGAAACCGCCAACCCAGGCCAAGACUUCAACGAGCACGAGGCGGAAAACUUUGAAUUCGACGAGGACAACGCGGCGACAGGAAAGGACGUGGCCCGGCCGCCUCCAGUCUCGAUAGCCUCGAAUGAUCUCGCCGGCCUGCCGAGUCGAGAUAGCCAGCAGGUGCCCGGCAGUGCUGGUAUGGUUUCCCCGAGCCGCGGCCGGCUGGAUAGGUCCAGCGGGAGUGAGAAGAUUGAAGAGGAGCCUUACCGGGCUGGGCCGGAGAUCGAGAGCGCUUCUCGUCUGAAAGGUUGA